CGCAGCGGAACUGAAUUUGUUGUGAUGUUUCCGUUGCUGGGGGGGAGGAAAUGUGUGUAGGAACAGGAUGUUCCGCCGGCUUCUUAACAUGGAGGCGUCCAUGGAGAGUGAUUUCUGAAGGAGACUGGUUUCUACGUGUUUUUUGUCAGCAUGUAACCUGAGAAUCAGAUGGACUGAAGAACCAUGAGGUGUCCCCGCUGCCUCCUGUGGCUUCCAGCUUCCAGCCUGCGGGGUCAGUCCGGGAAGCUGCUCGCCGGGUCUCGAGCCCUGCUCCGGUCACCCUCCUCCAGCCAGUUUGAUGCGCAGUACCAGGUGUGGAGGCAUUUUCGCAGCAGUCCGGCAUGUCCAAAUAAUCGACCUGAACCUGCACGGUUUGUUAACGAAGACUACAAGAAGAUGGGGAAGUCUUUGGUCACCCAUGAUGACUUGUUUGAGCAGAUGGCCCGGGAGUCCAAAACCAAGGCCACGUUUAACCAGGUGAUCGAGGUCUUCAUCAAGAAAGACACCAGACGGAGAGGUCACGUGGAGUUUAUCUACGCAGCUCUGAAGAAGAUGCCAGAAUUUGGAGUGGCGAAAGACAUCACUGUGUACAACAAGAUACUGGAUGUUUUUCCCAAAGAGGUGUUUGUGCCCAGAAACUUCAUCCAGCGAAUGUUUAACCACUACCCCAGACAGCAGGAGUGUGGAGUGCAGCUGCUGGAGCAGAUGGAGAACUAUGGUGUUAUGCCCAACAUUGAGACCAAAGUCCUGCUGGUCCAGAUCUUUGGAGAGAAGGGCCAUCCAGUCAGAAAAUACCAGCGCAUCAUGUAUUGGUUCCCCAAGUUCAAGCAGAUAAACCCGUUCCCCGUCCCUGAACAGCUGCCUGAAGACCCAGUGGACCUGGCUCGCCUCAGCUUGACCCGCAUCGCUGGCGACCUGGACGCCAAAGUCACCGUCUACCAGCUGCCCUGCACAGACGUAACAGAGAGCGGAGAGGAGAUUUUGCUUCCUCACAUCGUAGGGAUCCAGAGCCCCAACCAAAUGGAGCUGCUGGCUGAACAUAAUCCCAACAAGCCGGUGUUUGUGGAGGGGCCCUUCCCUCUGUGGCUGAGAAAGACCUGCGUUCACUACUACGUCCUCAGAGCCGACCCCACGCCGCCUGAAGAGAAGGUGGAGGAGCCCUACGACCCAGAGAGGUGUUUGGACUAUCCUCUGCAGCUGGACCUGGACCUGGAUCGUGACUUCGGGGACGACGAGAGCUUUGACGUGGAAGACUUGGAUGAGGGUCCGGUCUUCGCCAUGUGUAUGACCAGUCAGGGAGACCAGACCACCCUCAACCAGUGGAUCUCCGGCCUCCAGGAGAACAAUCCCAUCCUGGGUCAGGUCCCCACCCUGUUCCGUCUGGAUUCUGGACCUCGGGAACUGCGAGGAGCAGCCGGCGCCGAGCCGGGCCAAGUCCAACAGGCAGGUCCGGAAAACCCGGAUCCUGGAGAAGAUGCUGAGGUUGUAGAGGAGGACGAGCCGAGGAGGAGCCAUGGAAUGAAGCAAUGAACUCCUACAGGAGAAAACCCCCCAUGACUCCAUGUUUCUGAUGCACAUGUCCAUGAGCUCCUGCUUUAUUUAACCCGAGGAAACGAAG
Molecule: messenger RNA, 1618 nt
Organism: Melanotaenia boesemani (Boeseman's rainbowfish)
Lineage: Eukaryota; Metazoa; Chordata; Actinopteri; Atheriniformes; Melanotaeniidae
Gene: ecsit
Product: ECSIT signaling integrator
Exons: 8
Coding region: 184-1530 (448 amino acids)
Cellular component (GO): mitochondrion
Molecular function (GO): protein binding
Source: RefSeq, a predicted model, not a curated record